Molecule: messenger RNA, 651 nt
Organism: Eimeria necatrix
Lineage: Eukaryota; Apicomplexa; Conoidasida; Eucoccidiorida; Eimeriidae
Product: MGC53795 protein, related
Exons: 4
Coding region: 1-651 (216 amino acids)
Cellular component (GO): ribonucleoprotein complex; nucleus; cytoplasm
Molecular function (GO): RNA binding; RNA helicase activity
Source: RefSeq, a predicted model, not a curated record
AUGGACGGCUCGAAGAUUUUGGUCUUCGCAGAAACCAAAAGAGGUGCGGACAAUUUGACGCGGGACUUGCGAAUGGAGGGCUGGCCCGCGCUGUCUCUACACGGCGACAAGAAGCAAGAAGAAAGGACUUGGGUUUUGGACGAAUUCAAACAAGGCAGAAACCCCAUCAUGGUGGCCACUGACGUGGCUUCUCGGGGGCUGGACGUGAAGGACAUUCGCCACGUAAUUAAUUACGACAUGCCGAACCAAAUAGAAGACUACGUCCACCGCAUUGGCCGCACUGGCAGGGCCGGAGCCAAAGGUCAGCAGCAGCAGCAGCAGCAGCAGCAGCAGCGGCAGCAGCAGCAGGGGCCGCUGCUGCCGCUGCUGCGGGCGCGCAGGGGCAGCGGUAGAGUGUGUGCGGGAGGCAACGCGUACACGUUCUUCACCACGGACAAGCAGCGGCUAGCCAGGGACUUAGUGCGAGUUUUGAAAGAGGCCAGCCAAGUAGUGCCUCCGGAGUUGGAGGCCCUCGUGGGGUACGGGGGGGACUCUGGGGGGGGCCGCUGGGGCUCCCGGGGGGGCCCCCGGGGGGGCCCCCGCGGCGGGGGGGGCCCCUAUGGCCGCCCGGGGGGCCCCAAUGGCAUGCCCCUGGGCCCCGGGCGCUUUUAA